Molecule: messenger RNA, 660 nt
Organism: Lactuca virosa
Lineage: Eukaryota; Viridiplantae; Streptophyta; Magnoliopsida; Asterales; Asteraceae
Source: the annotation of a GenBank genome assembly
AUGUACACAAGUAACUGGAGGCAUACACAAGGUGGAUGUGGUGGCGUUGUUAGCGACACCUCUAUGGAAUCUGGUGAUUGGAGGUCUCAGCUGCCAGCAGACUCACGACAAAGGAUCUUGAAUAGGAUUAUGGAUGCCUUGAAGAGUCAUAUUCGAGUCUAUGGAGAUGAGGGGCUAAUGAAAAUAGCUGUCAACUUUGAAGAGACAGUGUAUAUAGCUGCAACAAGUCAGUCUGAUUAUAUGCGGAAGAUAUGCUUCAAGAUACUGACUAUUGAAACCAGAUCACAAAAUCUUAUGCUAGACACUAAUAGUGUAAACCCCUUUGAUCCAGCAUCGUUAGAUUCCACAAAUUGUGAAGAGUGGCAAGAGGAACUGUAUGAAAAGAUAAAAGCUAUGAAGGAUCUGUAUCUACAAGAUUUGAAUGAGUUGAACCUGAAAAUUCUUCGCAGAUUGCAGCAUAAUGAUUUUCAUCCUCAUCAACUGAACAACGAGCAACUUGAGAAGCUAAAAGUGUUCAAAAACAUGUUGGAACGUUUCAUGGCAUUCUUACAAAUCCAAAAGCACAACAUUUUAGUUAGCUACAAAGACAAACUGACUACUUAUGAGAAGCAAAUUGUCCAUCUCAUCACCUCAACUCGAAGGAAACCUGUGCACAAUUGA